Diatraea saccharalis (sugarcane borer) is the source of this 594-nucleotide messenger RNA. Lineage: Eukaryota; Metazoa; Arthropoda; Insecta; Lepidoptera; Crambidae. The record is from the annotation of a GenBank genome assembly.
AUGCCGCCCCCCUUACUCAGAUCAAAUCCACUGUACACAGAAGAGGAAGAGCAGGAGGUAGUGAUAAUAGUGGACUCCUUAGAUGACUCCACCGAGGGUGAUGGACAAGAAGCACCACGCAUGCCGCGAAGAGCACCAUCUACGUCGUCAGGUUAUGGCAGCGCUGCAGGCAGCCAUGGGCGAGUCUCGCCGUCUUUACCAAAGAGCGAGCCGUUCCCAGAGCCAGUACACCUGUCCGGUCAAUUGUGCGCAGGGCCGGACAAAUCCGAUGGUUCCAAUACCACGUCCGAUUCGGACAGUCCAGUGUGUACGCUGUCGAGAAGUCUGAAGGAGGAUAUCAGGUCGUGUCUUGGAGGAUGCAGAUGGGAGAAAGACGUCGGAGACGUCGUGGAGGCCGCGGUGCGUGGCGCGGGAGGCAUAAGUGCGGCACGGGCUCGCUUACAUGCCGCUCUGCUUACCUUACAUGACGCCCCGCGGGUCCCCAAUCGGGGCCCUUCCUUGCCCUACUGCGGGCCUGGAGUGCGCCCCGGUGACGUCACUAUGAUGCCGAAGAACACUGAAAUGUCAUUACUAGCGCAGGUGAACGGUUUGUGA